CUUUUGACAAAAGCGUCUGCUAAAUGACUAAAUGUAAAUGUUUACUGACAAGUUUGACAUGCAGUUAUCAUCAGAGUGAGGAUGAACACUAACCGAUAACUUGUUGUCAAGGCUUUUGUGAUUAAACUACACUAAAACUACACACUUACACACAUUGACAUUUUUUGUUUCUGAGCAAUAACCUUGCCCAAUGUCGAGCUGUCAAUUCGAGAAAAAAUAAAUAGUGGAUGUAUAUCCGUGAAUAGUAUUAGAUGCGGUGGCAGUCAGAGAGUCUCAUAUGUGCAUGACUCACUUUAUCUCUACAGCACUUUCUGACUCACUCUGCCAUAAGGAAACAUCUUGAAUGAUUUCAGCAUAUGCUUGCCAUGGCGUGAGGCUAACUCCACACUAUACAUUUUAACAUGGUGCAUUGUGUACCAGAUUGUGCUGUGCAUAGCGGAUGGCUAAUUGUUAGUUUUUAGUGACUCCUGGAUGAGUAACUCAUUCUAUUAAAUCUCAACUUUGGCACCCUAAACAAUCUGUUGCCCAGUCUGUAAUACACAGGGGAUUUCAGACGAAAUACUGACUGACUAUCUCGACUAUGCCAACACUCUGGUGAAAUAUGUACAAUGUAUUACACAAAUGAAAAAAAAGAUCUAAACCUACAUUAAGGUUUUUGUUUAGCAGCUGCUUUUAUUCAAGUGAAGUAAAAAAAAAAAAAGUGAAGUGAAUGCAUUUAUUAUUGAGACUAAUAUCUGCUCAAGUGGAGUAGAGUAGAUGUUAAGAUCGUAAGCAAAUGUCAAUGUUAAACUAAAUAAUAAGAAUAAAACAUUAAUUGUCAUUUAAAUGAUAACAGACUGAGCUUCAUCACCUCUUAUUGUCCAAAUCACAUCAUUAGUGGUAAUAACGGCUAUUGCACUCUGAGUUUUAUGUAGAUGUUUAUCAGCCUUUUUAUGAGAGCUGAGAUCGACUCUGUUAAGAGAGUAAUUUAUCCAAGAGCGUUCCCAAUAGGUGAAAGUAGCUUUGCAAAUGACAUCUGCAAUUUUCAACUCAUCUAAACCAAUUACACUGAACAUCUGCUAUUUCAAUCCACCGACAUUAUCAUUUUUGUGCAAAACAUUCAUCAAAGAAUCAAAUCUGCCUUGAAAAAUUUCACAUUUUAGCUUACUCUCCCCCCUCAUGUUGUGUUCUCAGCCAUUUUCAUCCCCGCUGACAGUUGGUUCAAUUUAUAAAAUAGACCUCACUUUGCCUCAUUCUGUGACAUGACAGCUUUGGUGCGAAAGCACACAAGCACGGCUGCAUGUGUCAGCGACACGCUCGCACACGUGUCUGUCCUCACAAGUCCACUUUUUUUAUUGACACAUACACACACACACACACAACAGCAGAAGCAAAGGAUGCAAGCAUUGCUCUUUCACUGAUCACAGGUGCAAGACAGAAAAAGGCAGUCGACAGUUAAAGAAACCAGGGGGGGAAGAAAACAUCAGUGGAAUCGAAUAUGGAGAGUGCGUAGGAGAGGGCUUGAGAGAUAGUCGGCUCGAAAGUCAGAGAGGCUGUAUUUAUAGAACUCUGGAAUAUAUAAAGAUGGUACAGACACUUCACGGGGGAAAUAUAGCAAACAAACAGAACAGAAACAAGAGACAGUAUGGGUGUGCAUUCUGAAAGUAGAAAAGGCAAACUAAUACCUUGACAGGAAGAAGAGAUCGGCAUCCGUGGACUUUUUGGAUUAUGUGCAUCUGACAGUAGCUCACCAUGUGUGUGACUGACGACUGUGAUGAGCACGUUGGUGCUCCUAGGAGCAGCUUUGCCCCUGCGAGGCAGACAAGCAUGGAAACCCCUCCCAAUGCCCCUUCUCAACCCUUCCGACAGCCUAGUUUUCUGAGUCGCCGGUUGAAGGGCUCCAUCAAAAGGGCGAAGAGCCAACCCAAACUGGACCGCACCAACAGUUUCCGCCACAUGAUUCUCCCACGCUUCCGCAGUGCCGACCAGGAAAGGACUCGUCUGAUGCAGAGCUUUAAGGAGUCUCACUCCCACGAGUCCUUGCUGUCCCCCAGCAGUGCGGCAGAAGCUCUGGACAUCACCUUGGAUGAGGAUGCAGUCAUCAAGCCGGUGCACUCCAGUAUACUAGGGCAGGAGUUCUGCUUUGAGGUGACAACCGCCUCAGGGACAAAAUGUUUUGCCUGCCGUUCUGCUGCAGAGAGGGACAAGUGGAUUGAGAACCUUCAGCGGGCUGUCAAACCUAACAAGGACAAUAGCCGUCGAGUCGACAAUGUUCUCAAACUGUGGAUUAUCGAGGCUCGGGAUCUGCCGACAAAGAAGCGCUACUACUGUGAGCUGUACCUGGAUGACCUGCUGUAUGCUCGCACCACAAGCAAGCUACGCACUGACACAGUCUUCUGGGGAGAGCACUUUGAGUUCAACAAUCUCCCGGCCAUCCACAGCCUCCGCCUGCACCUCUAUAAGGAAACGGACAAGAAGAAACGCAAGGAGAAGAGCACUUAUCUCGGCCUGGUCAGUAUCCCCAUCUCCAGCAUCACCGGCCGGCAGUUUGCGGAGCAAUGGUACCCCGUCAUCCAGCCCGGCAUCCUGGCCAAAGGUGGCGGCGUCGGGGGUGGCAAGAUAAUCAACGCCUCCCUGCGCCUCAAGUCGCGUUAUCAGACCAUGAGCAUCCUGCCCAUGGAGCUGUAUAAGGAGUUUGCCGAGUAUGUCACCAACAACUACCGCACCCUCUGCACCGUGCUGGAGCCUCUGCUGAGCGUCAAGAGCAAAGAAGAGGUGGCUUGUGCCCUGGUGCACAUCCUGCAGAGCACAGGGAAAGCAAAGGACUUUCUGUCAGACAUGGCGAUGAGUGAAGUGGACCGCUUCAUCAACCGAGAACAUCUCAUCUUCAGGGACAACACCCUGGCCACAAAAGCCAUAGAGGAGUACCUCAAACUGAUCGGACACAGGUACCUCAAGGAUGCCAUAGGGGAGUUCAUCCGAGCCUUGUACGAGUCAGAGGAGAAUUGUGAGGUGGAUCCCAUGCAAACCCCGCCCUCUGUGCUACAAGAUCGUCAGGCCAACCUCCGCAUGUGCUGUGAGCUGGCACUAUGCAAGAUCAUCAACUCCCAUUGUGUGUUCCCACGCGAGCUGAAGGAGGUGUUCUCCUCCUGGAGGGUGCGCUGUAGGGAGCACGGCCGCGAGGACAUCGCCGACCGCCUCAUCAGCUCCUCACUCUUCCUGCGCUUCUUGUGUCCGGCCAUCAUGUCACCGUCGCUCUUCAACCUCACGCAGGAGUACCCGGGCCCACGGACAUCGCGCACGCUCACGCUCAUCGCCAAGGUGGUGCAGAACCUGGCCAGCUUCUCCAAGUUCGGCGGGAAGGAGGACUACAUGUGCUUCAUGAACGAGUUCCUGGAGAUGGAAUGGGGCUCCAUGCAGCAGUUCCUCUACGAGAUCUCCAAUGUGGACUGCGGCAGCAACGCCGGGCCGUUUGAAGGCUACAUCGAUCUCGGCAGAGAGCUCUCCGUGCUGCACAGCCUUCUCUGGGAGGUCAUGGCUCAGCUCAGCAAGGACGCGAUCCUGAAGUUGGGGCCUUUACCUAGGCUCCUUAAUGACAUCAGCGUGGCCCUCAGGAACCCACAGCUCCACCGGCAGGCAACCCAGCAGCCAGAGCAGAGGCAGCCCGACCGUUUGCUCUCACGACCGGGCUUCAACCACAUCGUCUCCUCCGACUUUCAGAGCCUCAUGAUGAGGGACCUCAACAGCUCCAUAGACAUCUCGCGGCUGCCCUCGCCCGCCUCCGGCCUGGCAUCUGGACUUGCUCACAUGGGCAUGGGGCUGUACGGUGAUCGUGACCACCAAGCGUCCUCCAAAGAUCUGUUCUACGUGACCCGACCUCCCCUGGCCCGCUCCAGUCCAGCCUACUGCACCAGCAGUUCAGACAUCACUGAGCCAGACCAGAAGGUCCUCAGUGUGAACAAGAGCGUGUCCAUGAUGGACCUCCAGGACUCCCGCAUGAACAGCAUCUCCAACCUGCAUUCCGGAGACAUGCUGAACUCGUCCCAGGCCUCGCUGGCCGGGCUGGGUAGUUUUGGGGUGCUGCGGGGUGGCGGGCGCACGUCGGCCGGCUCGGGGGCCUCCAGCAUGUCGGGGGGGCUUCGACUUAGCCAUCUGGGCGCAGGGGUCACCUCCGACUCGCUGUCACAGCAGCAGCAGCAUCAGGCUGCCGCCAUGCACGUCCCCCUGUCCUUCCAGAACCCUUUGUUCCACAUGGCCGCCGACGGGCCACUGCACCACGUCCACAUGCACAUGCAGCCGCACUCAUACCCGCCACAGCCCCCCGGGCCUCAUCCGCCCCCGCCGCCUCUCCUGCUGGCCCCCGAGCCCGAGAACGGCCCCCCGGAGUACAUGCCGGCAUUUGGGCGGGGAGGCUUUUCCCGCAGCGAGGACCUGGCGUCGAUGAGGACCCAGAGCAGCUUGGUGCAGCCCAGUAUCAUCCAUUCUCACAGCUACAGUGAUGACUUCACGCGCCAAAACCAGGAAGCACAAUACGUCCGGCACCAGCUCUCUCUGCAAGUGCAGGAAAAUCUCCACCAGCAGGUGUUGAUGGGAAUGGCCCCAUCCACUGCCACAGGCAGGGGCACACCUGCCUCCAUAGCCACACCCCCAACCACCAUCCACCAUCCUGUUCGUCAGGCCUCCAUGGCCCCUCCCCCUCCUCCUCGUAUGAAGCCCCAGCCUCCCCAUCAGCUGUCCGUCAGCUCCACAGCCACCUCCACCCCACCCAAAGCCCGCCCCCAGAGCGGUAACCUCCUGCAGAGUCCCGGAGAGUCUAGUUUCGCGGCAAGGCCGCAACCCAGGCAGCAGCUCUCCGUGAAGGACAGCCCCGCUCCUGGGCUCCCUCACCAGCCCAGUGUGGCAGCUGAAACUCCAGCCCAGGAGGGGGCGACCGAGAGCACAGACACCCCAAAGAAAAACCAGGCGGCCAAGUCUCCCCAGCAGCAGUCCCAGCAGCAGCACCUCCUCAAGCCCACCAACACAAAGCCGGGCGCUAAAUCCCCGACCACCCUGAACCCCUCCAGCGCUGCGUCUGAGCGCACAGUGGCGUGGGUCUCCAACAUGCCGCACCUCUCGGCCGACAUUGAAAGCCUGCGUGUGGAUCGAGAGGAGUUCAAGCUCAAGGAGCACUCCAAGAGCAUGGAUGAAUCACGCCUGGAAAGGGUGCGUGAGUACGAGGACGAGAUCCACUCGCUGAAGGAGCGCCUGAUGAUGUCCCACCGUAAGCUGGAGGAUUACGAGCGCCGGCUGCAGUCGCAGGAGCACCAGACCAGCAAGAUCCUGCAGCAGUACCAGUGCCGGCUGGAUGACAGCGAGAGGAAGCUGCGGCAGCAGCAGAGUGAGAAGGACUCGCAGAUAAAAGGCAUCAUCAACCGAUUAAUGGCAGUGGAGGAUGAGUUGCGCACUGGUCCCGUCCCGGAGGUGAAGACACGUCUCUUCCCUGAGCAGAAUGACCUCAAUGGACUACAGUGGUUUAAAAGCUGAAUGAGUGCAAGGACAAAUAUUGCAUCCUAUUGGGGUUAGAUGCCAUGCGUGGAGGUCAACUAACAUCCCCCAUAUCUACUAGCACUACAACCGCAAAGCCCCAAUAAUUACACAUGUGCACUCGCACACACACACACACACACACACACACACACACACACACACACAUGGACACAUACACACGCACUCUCAAGAAUGCAAUGACACACAGCCCAUAUGAGCCAAUAUCCCCCUGGACAACUCAGAGGCCAUUCUGUAACACGGCUGCUUCCAUGACAGGAAGAGAACUGAUUGGCUCCUUCCAUUAACAGAAGGAGGAUUCAAUGUUUGAAGAGAACUGAUUGGCUCCUUCCAUUAACAGAAGGAGGAUUCAAUGAUUGCAGUGAAGUGGAUCUGGCCUCACACCAGAGACUCUAGUGCUUGACCAUUGGCUAACUCAUGAGAGGGAUGGGGACGACAGUGCUGUCCACAGGAUAACCCUGCAACAAGCAAAGCCAUCAGAGGACUCAAAGCCAGUGUGGGGCAUUUCUUUCUCUAACACACACACACACACACACACACACACACACACACACACACACACACACUCAAACACAAAGAUACAAACAUACACACACAUACAUACAUAAAGCCUAGGCAGGAAGGUUAUAAUGACCCUCUCACACAUUAACAUGUACAGCUCUGUCUCUCUCUCUUUUUCUCUCUCACUCUCUCUCUCUCUCUUUCUCUCUCACUCUCUCUCACAUCACUAUCAUGGAAUGUUGAGCCCCUACCCAGACAAUCAGCUUUUUGGUAGUUUAGUUUAGAUUAGUAGCAAAUGUAAUAUUAUUACACAAAAAGUAUUAUAUAAAAAAUAUAAAAAUGUCAUAUUCUCCUACUGAAUGUCUGUUGAGAAGAUUUACUCAUUCUUGACACAGUAUAAAGCAAUCUGUAUGGAGGAAGAGACAAUUUUUGAGUGGCUCAAAUUGUUAUGCACCUACACUAACUAAAGUGUUUCUAGAUCCUAGAAUCAGCAGCACAGCUGGUAAAACUGAAUAGACCACAAAAAUAGUCAAACACAUUUAGUGCAUGCUAAUAUAUCUAAUAUAAGCAUUGUUUACAUAAGAAGAGAUAAAUCCAAAGUCUUUUCAAGUUUAUCACAAGCCUCUACAUUGACUUUCUGAAGCAGUAAUUUUGAAGAUGUAUUGCCUACUCAUUGAAAUAGGUUUAUCUCAAGUAGGAGUGAUGCUUGACAGUCUGGAUAUGAUUGCCAAAGAUAUUACCGUGAACAUGUAGAAUAAGAUGUUUCAAUCAAUUGUGUAAGACCAAUAGAGACAUUCUUUUAAAAUUUUAAUUUCAACUACCAAAACUUUGCCAUUCAUGUACACAUCUACGCAUGGAGUCCCUAAAGAUAAGUAACUAUGCGGCGAUGCACAUGAAAAGAAUCUGAGGCAAGAGAGCUUAAAAAGCACAACUACCUAGCUGACGUCUUGCAUACAUGAGUGCCUGACAUAACCGCGAAGCACAAAGACUUAAGCAGCUCAGGCUUAUUGAAUCAUGCUGUCACAACCACACCCCAUUUCUUGUAACUAUAACAGUGUCUGAACUUUGUCUUAUGCACUGGAUAACUUUGCAACCUGAUGAUGCAGCCAUGUGUGUGUGUGUGUGUGUCUGUGUCUGUGUGUGUAUAUUUUUAAAGGAGUUUUAGGCCAUGCCUUAUCACAGCAGCAGCCUAUUCAUCUCAGCUGUCAUCUCUGUUGUGAACGAUUUUAUUCAAGGACUAUUUCUGCUGAGCGUAAGCAUUUUUUGACUUAGAAAACCGAAGUGUGAUCCCCCCCCCCAUCCUACCUAAUAAGGACACAUGGAAGAGACUUUUAACCAGGUGUUUUUGGGUUGCUCCACCAUACAGACUCCUUCAAGCAGUUUUCUGCACCAACUAGAGCCGUUAGUACCAACCUAGCCUUUGUGAUCCUAGGACUGACGUGGAUUAUUCCCCUGAGACAUUUCCUCCAUUUUUCUGUCACCUAAUUUUCAUUUCAGUCAUGUGUGUUUGGAGAUGAGGUCUGAACUGAUCGUGGCCAGAGGAGUUUUUUGAUUUUCUUGUGUUUAAAACUUUCAUCUUUCUGAGUGUGUCAAACCUCAUCGAGGAGGCAGACUUGCUACAUCUUGGCCUAGAUUUGUACAAAGGUUGUGUCUACGAUUGAAUUUUCCUAUUUGGUUUUAUUUCUCUGUCUGUGUAUGUGUGUGGAUGUGCAGGUGAGCGUAUGUACUUGUGUUAUUGUAUGGGAACACAGUAUUUUGUACAACGAAUGAAUAUUCUUAUGGAAAGAGGACUUCUACACAGAAAUGUAUGUGAUAUAUUUGCUUGGAAUGCACCAAUACCAUGAUAACUUUCCAUGAUUUGAUACUGUGUCCGUCCACAAGUGUCUGCCUACUGGGUGACUUUCCCAGCUAGCAAAUAUGCUUUUAUAUCAUUGAUACAUUACAAUAGGAAAUACACAACAGGUACAAAUUCCUGUGUAAACAAGUGAACAUCUAUUAUCUUUUUAACACAAAGGUUAUCCUUAUCUGCAUGUUCAAAUGUACAACCAUGACAGCACCUCCACAUUUACCCUUGCUCAUUUAUGUGCAGAAAUUCAGUCUACAUUAAAAAACGUACACGCUCUCCUCUCUCUCUCUCUCUCUCUCUCUCUCUCUCUCUCCCUCUCUCUCUGCCUCUCUCUGUAAACCAGCAUGCAAAGCUGCUCUCUCACAAACCUGCCUCUUCAUCUGAAAAAUGGCGCUUGGCAUCAACAAAGAUUAAUUACUUUAUUAUGUGUUGUAUAAUAACAAGUGCCAUCAGGACUAUCAGUGUCAGUACCAAUAUAACAAGUAGUAUCAGUGCAUUAGUUAUGUAUGGUUUUAUUUAUAUUCCCUUGUUUGUUGACUUUGCAGGGGCCUGAGGAUUUGUGGGAUGCUUUGGUAUUAUUGCUUUAAAUGUAAUAGCUCUUUGAGGGCUUACUUUAUAUUCCCAGCUGGUAGACCAUAGCCAGCCUCUUACCCCACUAUAGUAACCGCCUUCCCUACUCCCCCAGUGUGAGAUAACAGUGUGUUAACCAGCUGACUAACAACACUGCUGAGAUGCUGGCAGAUGAGUGGACAAAAGUGUGAUAGAAGGGAUGACAGACUGGAAAUCGCAUUUAAAAAUAAAAAUAAAAAAAGAAUUACACACUAAACUUAAAUACAAUUCAAAUGACAAUACUAAUCAGCAGGUAUUAACUAGCUGAUGUAUAUAUGUGUGGAUGAGUAAUAAAUCGUAUUUCAUUUCUAUUUUAUGGAGAUGGAGACUGGCCUUCUAUGAACUACAGAGCUAGGUGUUGUGACGGCACUAAGAUGGCACUAAGGAGAAAAGAGGGACUGCACACAUAUAUGUUAGGCCUCAGUACUCAAACAUAAGAAAACCUGUAAAUGGCUUUUUGAACAAAGGGCAGAAGCUUCCUCACUCCCAACAAAAAAUCUCCAGUUCAAAAUUAGUACAACCUGUUAACACAUACCGUCAGACAAAAUAUUUUGUUUUGAUUCGCUUUUCUUGAUUUGCAAUAUAUGUAUGCAUAUAAAUGGUUGGUUAAAAGAUGAUUGGAGAAUUUGUUUAUUUAUAUUCUCAUAUAGUUCUUUCUUCACGUCCAUCUUAUUAAUGAUACUCUAGAUGUUCUAUGAAAUGGGUAAUUUGUCUUAACAUUAUGUGUUUUUUCUUCUUCUUCUCCAGUCUUGAUAUGGCUUUCCAGAUAACGUCUGGCCCAGGGCUAGUUAUGUUCCUAGAUCUAGACCUGUUCCUAGAUCUAGAUCUGUUCCUAGGUCUAGUUAUGUUCCUAGAUCUAGAUCUGUUACUAGGGCUAGAUCUGUUCCCUUAUCUAGAUCUGUUCCUAGGUCUAGUUAUGUUCCUAGAUCAGUUUCUAGAUCAGCUGCUAACUGGGCUAACUGCUCUCUUUGGCUUUGUUUGUUAAGAUCAGUGGUGCAGGGUGGUGUGCUAAAGUAAGCCCUUCUCCGCCUUGUACAGUAGACAGUCUACUGCCCUCAUGCCUACUGUGCUGCUGUAAGCACAGGGACCUACCCUUCAAUCAGCCAUGACUAAGCCAUAAACAUUUCACUCUGUCCCUCUAAAGUGUCUUAUGAAUGUGGUGUGUAUAUUAAAAAAAGAUACAAAUAUGUAUAUACCUUGUGACAGAUUGAGUAUUAUAUAAAUAAUGUUGACAAACUUAUUAUACAAAUUUGCUUUAAAUGUUUAUCAUAAUGGUAAUAAAAUAUUUACCGAUGUAUACACAUUACAACAACUAUAUUGAUUUGAUUAUUUGAUGGUUGAUUAUGUAUUGGUUUUUUUGUGAACAUGGAGAAAUGUACAUUUUACUGAGGGCCAUGUUCUGAAAAUGUAAAUAAACUGAACCAUUCAUCUAUGGGAAUUCUACAGUACAUACAAUACUGGAUUUUAGUGAAUUUAUUGAAUGCCACAACUAUUUGUCUUUCAGUUUUGUUGUUGUUUCUUGAUAUUUACAACCCUUUCUGAAUUUUAUAUUAUUUUGCACUUUGGGGUGCCAUUUUACUGAUAACAGCAUAUCAACAUAAUGGUUGUUUGACAUCUGAUCGCUGGAAAAUAAAAAUGAAGUGGUGCAAUCUU
Molecule: messenger RNA, 10132 nt
Organism: Clupea harengus (Atlantic herring)
Lineage: Eukaryota; Metazoa; Chordata; Actinopteri; Clupeiformes; Clupeidae
Gene: syngap1a
Product: synaptic Ras GTPase activating protein 1a
Biological process (GO): regulation of GTPase activity
Source: RefSeq, a predicted model, not a curated record